This is a messenger RNA of Spirometra erinaceieuropaei, 12462 nucleotides long. The record is from the annotation of a GenBank genome assembly. NCBI's taxonomy places the organism in Eukaryota, Metazoa, Platyhelminthes, Cestoda, Diphyllobothriidea, Diphyllobothriidae.
AUGGCCUUGAAUUUUAGACGACCGCCUAUUACCCUGAUGGAGGCUGAUCCGAACGACCUCACGGACUUCAGGGGUCCAUUAAACUCACCGAGCUCCGGACGCUGCGCUGACAUCCAGGCUGCCCUUGCGACAAAACGGGCUACAAAUGCCCGUAAAAUUCGCCACAAUGUUCCUCGAACUGGGGAUACGCUGGAGAGCCAUAUCGGCCCAGGCAGUAAGUCGCGCUAACAGAGUGCAGAAGCGCUCCUGUAACACUGUUCGAGGCAUUUGAGUGGGCUUUUCAGUUGAGCCUUCUCAAAGACGUUUGUCGUGUACUCUAAUAUGGAAAGUAGUUCCAAGCCAACUAAUGCACAACAGCAUACUGACCUUUGGUUGGUUCGAUUUUUGGUUCGUUGUUCAAAGUACACACCGGAAAUCUCCCCGCUAAAGAAGUGUAUGUCUUUCAUGUCACUUUGGGUGGUUGUAGAAGAAACCCCCGUCUUAAUUGCCCCCUUUGAGGUGGGAGUGGGAUACAGGAACCCCUCAUGAAACUUACGCCUAGAGUAUCGUUGGUUACUUUCAUUGUGUAGUUUGGAUUGCUGUCCUCGAACGUUCUGUGCAAUAGCGGUCAAGGUGCAUGGCACGAGAUUGCCUUCCUCGUAGACUUUUCGCCGAAUACUAUCGCCAAAUUUCGAUGAGUGCACCUUCUUUCACUCCGUAUCGACCUGUCUUUUCGCUUUUUUAUGUUGCGAUUGCACUUGACAAUACGACGGGCAUUAAUUCGCCUCCCGGUUACAAGGCUGAGAGGUGAACAUGAAUCUGGAAAAGUCUCCAUCCUCGUGUACGUUUAAUUUAUCCCUUUCUGUCCACUGACCGAUUUAGGUUACUUGCAUCCGCUGCCCCCGAAACAACUCCACCGCUGUUAGCUCGUUGCAUCUGAUCCUUCAUUCUUCUUGCAUAGUUGUGUGCUAAGUUAUCAGCCAUAAGAACUUUCCGUUGGCUGUGGCCAACGACUUUUUGUCAAUGUGUUAUGAUUUCCACCUUCCGUCAUUUGAGGUGCGCAAUUUGGUAUGCAAUCAGUAUUAAUGACUUGUCAGUCAUGAUUAGGGAAAUUUGUUGGAUUAGGAAUGUCGAUAGAACGUCACGAGGAUUAUUCUUAGGUAGUAUUUUGGAAUGACCUUUCAACUACAUUAGCCUGUUUCUCUGACACUUGUAUACUAGCCUACCUAAAAGCGCUUACUUUAUGCGACCGGGUAUCUUGUAGUAAUAUGAAAGUUUGGCUGCAUACAUCGUUUGCUUGUUCUCAUUCUUGGAAUUAUACCUUCUUUUUGAAUUUGCAGUUUUCUUAUUUGGCUAAAUAAAUCUGCUUGCUCUUAAGUACUACUGAAGUUGUCAGCCAAUAGCUGUUUUGUAGAUAUUUCCUUUUAGUACUGCCAACACUCUUCCUGUCCUUUAAACAACGGCGGGCACUGCAUUGUGUGCAUUUUAUAUCAUAAGGGUUCCUUGUUUGAAGAAGAAAUGCGCAGUUAUAUGUUUUUCGGUUAUCUGUCAUUAUUUAGAAAGGCGCCUUUUAGGGAGGUAAAUUCGUCCCAUUCAGAACCCUUAUUUCAUUCGCUCUAGCAGAAGAGUUUUUGAGCCUGUCUUUUUCCAUAUGGGAGGAGGAUCCUCAUACUACACUCCACUCACUUUUCACUUUAAGAAAAGAAUAUUUAGGCUUUAUAACUGACUGUAUUAUGGGCAUUCAAAUUACUGUAUCAGAUUUGGUGGAUUCCAGACGUUGCAGGAGUUUGGGCGGGUAACUUGACCCAAAUGUGAUUAAACUCGCGUGGUCCGGCGGGGUCUCGUAGCUCAGGUGGUUAGAGCGUUGGCUGCGCUAAAACAUUCCCCUUGUUGCGUUGGUUCGAAUCCCACUGAGGCGCCGAGUUUUUCACAGCUAUGGUAAUAUGAAUUAUUCAAAAUAUGCAAAAUAUCUAUGAAUUAUCAGGCGGUCACUUGGGAAACCUAUUCAGAAAGUAGUGAAUACAAGGAAACCUCAGUCUAGGAUCAUGAAAAGUUCCGUAAUUUCGUUUUAGGCAAAACAUUUAGCUUUCAAAAGUAACUGUGGAAAUACGUGUUCUCGGUAACUCAUUGUCAGGCCGAUACAAUUACAUAUAAAUUGAAAAUAUGCAAGAUUCGCAGGAUUUGUAAAUGAUUCAGGGGCUAUAAGCACUCAUCGUUCAUUCACCAUGCGCAUGACGAGCUCCCCAUGUUAUGAUCAUCGGGGCAGGUUGGGGUGGGGAGACAUGGGCUGUGAUUGAUGUUUGUAAGUCGAGUACGUGGAGUACGCAUCACCGUCAUCAGAAGGUUUGGGGUGACGGGCAAUCAGCAUCUGGGGUCGGAGUUGGCCACGGAAAACAUAGCGCCUGUGUCAACGUAUUCUGACCACAUAGCACUGGAUUCGCUAGCCGUAAAGCCAUUGCCUCGGCCGUAGGCGUGGGUCUCUGGAGAAAUCUGUUGGUGUCCGGUAGACAACACGAAAGGCUUCUUUGCCAUGGACUCUGUGAUUCCUAUCGACAAGAGGUGCGAGAAUAGACAUCGAGAUCGGCCUGUUUUCAACCCUACCUAGCCAGACCGGUAUGUGUUCACAUACUCUCUUUUCCAGGCGUCUCUUUGUACAGCCAAUGUAUCUCGCUCCGCAGGAGCAAGCGAAUGAGUAAAUGCACAUUGGUGUGGCCUGCAACGGAAAUAGGCAUUUACCUCCCGGACGUAGGGGGGGGGGGGGAGUCUGUGAUGAUGUUCAGUUCAUUAUCAGUAUCAUUCAUUAUCGAUGAACACUAGACAAGUACAGUGCGUGACCUAUCUCAUGAAAUGUUGGCUGAAAUUCUGAAAUGCGUUUUCGAUUAGGAAGGAUUACUUGGUCGCGGUUGUAAUACUGAUUAUCUUAAGGCAUACUCUUAUAACAUUUUGGACUCGGCAGGAUGUCGGCUUUUGAAUGCACUUCUCUGUAAUCGCCUGUAGAAAGCGCGCUUGGUAAAAAAUGACUACUUAAGUAGCAUGCAUUUUUCCCAUUGAUUUUCGAUGGUCUUGGAAAUUCAAAUAUAUUUUAUAAAAACCACAAACAAAAUAUGCUUUCUUUUAGUCAAUCAAUAGAAAAUCACGUCUACUUUAUAUUUUAUACUUAAGGAAGGAGUACAAUUAGGUUUUAAAAAAGUUUUCUAAUUGCCGAAAAAUUUGGAGCCUGAUCAUUCGUUGCAUUAGCGCUUAGUGAUUACACUCUACAAGGUGCAUGCGUUCCGCGUAAAGAAAAUCCCAUAUUUUUCUAUGUCAUUAAAGAGAUAUCAUACAGGGUCCAUAAAACUUUGCAAUGGAUGCGGACCAUGUUGUACAUUUCAUGAGGAGCAGUGGUAAACGGCCAGGUACGAUGCUAUGUGAAUGGACAUAUCGCGGUCUUAAAAAGUCUAAUAAUUAGAAACUUUUUAAUACUCCUUCCUUAAGUAUAAAAUAUAAAGAAGACGUGAUUUUCUAUUGAUUGACUAAUUGAUUGAUUGACUUUUGAUUGUACAUGUAUGUAAACUAUUUUCGUUACGAUCACUGACUUCGUCAUAAUUUACGUCAAUGUGAGUUCAACGUCCUUUACUUAUACAUCGCGCAUAAACAAGAGUUUGCACAAGUUUACUUCGUAGAAAACUAACACGCCUUGGCGUGUUAACUUUGCACAUUGUAUUCGGAAAGGGUUAAGUGUAUGCUCGAGGUAAGUAAAAAAACUAUGUAGAACUGCCUACAAUACUUUUAAAAUUAGGUGUUUUCGGUAGGUUUUUGGUCGGCUCCUCGUCGACAAGAUGACAUUCACUGACUUGUAUUCCUUCCCCCCCCCCCGAAGAUUCGACGCGGCUGAAAUGUCUACAGUGGUUCAUUGUGCUGCGCCCUCCAUACGUAGUUCUUUAAUAAGAGGAAAGCCCAAUUUUAAAAAAUGUUCGGUAGUCAAGUUGUAAAAAAAUACUCGAAAUAUUGUUGGGUGGAAUUCAGACGUCUGUUAGUAAAGCAGGAGUGUUGAAACGCCGGCGCGUUUGUUAAACAACAGUUAGAAUUCUCUUAUCCCACGCAUAUGUUUUAUUCCUACUUUGUAUUCCGACAAAAUUUCUACAGAGUUCUAGUUCCUACUAAAGGCCUUUCGCGUGGAGUUGCAUCUUUUUCAGCACUGAAUUUACCACUACUUCCAUGUUCCCUCUUUGGGGCUAUUCACGGUUGCCCUUCGGACAACUCCUAUUCUCCUCACAGUUUUCCGUUUUUGUAACAUUGCGUGCAACCUUACAUUACGGCAAGCCAGUCAUCGCCAAUAACUGAUGAUGACUAAUGCCCACUAGGAGCCAUUUUUCGUCACUAGCUGGCGCGUGUGCGUUAGCGACAGAGCGAAGUCCGCCUCAAGCAGCAACUUAUCGAUCGACGUCUAAACUGCCCCAAUGCCUGCCUGGGAGGAGUCAUCCGUUGCAGUCGCCAGUCGGAAGUUCAGCUGCGUGGACAUGCCUACGUCGGUCUGGUCUUGCGUUGGCCAGAGUUGAGCAGAGCCGUUGAAUGUUUGAGCGUUGGCAAAGGCGCACACCCUCGUCAAUCGAGUGCUUUAUCGGCAAUCGCCUCCCCCCCCCCAAUCAUGUGUCCCAGCUAAGCGGAGUAAGUCACGGGCAGCGCGAGCGAACCUCCCUUGGCACGCGACCGUUUGCACAGCGUGUGAAUCAGGCGUCGGCUUGACGAAAUCGUGGUGCCGACUGCUAUUUCUCGCUUCAUGGAUCAGACGCCCGUUCCUACCUCAUGCUGGUGAAUAAAGCAUCAGCGGCUGGCUUUCGGCUUGGACAGUUGCUGACACUGGCAUCUGAUCUCUGUACUCCCCGCUUACAGUAAAGAUUGUCCUACUAACUCCGCCGCCCUAGCUUCUAAUUUGGGAAAUUUGUCGGCUAGAUCUCAGUCGGUAGCCAGGCCCCGUAUUACAGAUGGCUGGGGGGUUUGUUUACAGGGGCUAUUUUGUGGGGCUCCAUAAUCACAUCUGACCCAUUUGGCUUCCGUUUUACGUUUGAGGUUAGGAUUAGGGUACCGGUUGAUGGUUUUCGAUUUUCGGUUUAGGGUUAUGCCUUUAGGCUUAGGUUUUUGGGGUUACGGUUAGGGUUUGAGCGUACGAUUCGGUUUCAGUAUUACGGUUAGAUUUUUCAGUUACAGCUAUGCCUAAGGGCUACGGUUACGUUUACGAUUUCGGUUAGGGUUAGGGUUGCCGGUAUGGUUAACAGUUAGCGUUUAAGGUUGAGGUUAGGGUUAGAGUUAAGGUCAGAAUUAGGGUUAAGGUCGCUGUCCGCUUCCCCAUUCCUGACUACCAACUGCGAUCUAGCCCAUUUUUCGUUGUUGACCCAUCUCCCUUUGACAACUGUACGGUAAAACUAUAUCGCACCCAUUGGCAAGAUUCUAUUUCUUAGCCGUACCUGGUAGUGGUUAGGGUUAGGUGCUAAGGUUAGGGGUUAUGGGUUAGGAGUUAGGGAUUAGGGGUUAGGCUGAGGCUCAUCUACUGCAGGCACGGCUGCGAACUAAGACCCGACUCACCCAUGACUAACGCCACCUGCUUUGGGCUCCAUCCAAGUUAAGGAAGCUACGUUUUGCUUUUUCAGCCUUUUUUAAAAUCCUGUCAGAAAUGAAUGCGUUAACUUGGAGUAAAUCCUUCGGGAAAAAUUCUUCGGUCUCCGUCCGGAAAUUCAUAUGAAUAUUCGAGCCGAAAUCCAAAACAUAGAGAUCAUUUCGAGUCUGUAAUAUCUAAAGUCUUAUAUGUUCAAAAUAUUCGCUACUCACAGCUACACGUUGCUGACAAUGUUUAGGUAUGCAAGAGUAGAGUCGUUAAAGCAUACGUUGCAUUCCUUAAAGUAACACGUGCAUUAAACUCCACCUGUCCUAUAUCUGUCAGCCUCAGUGAAUAUUCAGUAGGUCCUGCCUGGAAUAAACACCUACUAAGGAAACGAUGAUUUAGUAUUUUAGUAUUCUGAUUACCCCCACUCCUAAGAAACAGAAAAUUUCUGAACGAAAGCAAAUGUAAUGGGGUAGGCUAUUAGCGUCCGUAUGCCUUUGGCAAAAUUCUACGAGUACCUAAGAGAAAAGGGAAAAUCUAAAGACCUGCAUGAAUAUUCUACUACAGCGUUUGAGGGAUUAUAGUUAUUCUUUCGUUGCCACAAUUUGGCGCGUGAGUACGGCGCCUCAUUUCUUCAUUGUUAAAUUCGUUGGGAAGGACAGACGAUGUCAGAAGACUUCAUGAUUGUCAUCCGAUCAAACUAAAAAGUAGCAUGAAAACACUUCAGUUCGAUGAGACUGCAUGUGCAAAAAAGGACAAUUGUUGAGUCUUUUUGUCAAAUGACCUUCCGCAGGUGUUGCUUUCGGAAGAGCGACAACAGCCGUGCAAACGGGCCUCUACCUGGAGGAGUUGAAGGAGACGGUGGAGACCGACGACUUCUGGACGCAAACUGACCAGUUUCUGGACAGACCACCCUCGCCAGUCUUCGUACCGGCUAAAACGGGCAUUGAUGUUGCAACGCAGAUCGAGCCCUAUGAUGUGAGUGACUGGCUUACUUGUGAAUACCUUGAAAUUGAAUGCCAUUGAAGCAAAUGAUGCCUGCGUGUUGCCUCUACACCAAGUUCACAAUUUAUGGCUGAGUUAAUAGGCGUUUUGGCAGAUUUGUGUAAUGCACUUAACCAAAUUGGGAAAAACGAGACGGACUCGCCGAGAUUUGAGCAUACGAUGGCAGGGUCAAGGCACAAACCACCUGAGCUACGGUGGUCCGACCGGGAGGCGUGAGGCCAGUCACAUCUGGGUCAAGUUACCCGUCCAGCCUACUGCAACGUCACGAAUCCACCAAAUCUGAUACAGUAAGCUGACUGCCCAAACAAGAUUUUCCAAGCAAUGUGCCUAGAAUUUGCCAGACACUACUGUUUAUUUGUGCUUUGGCAGACUUGAAUAACUGCCUUGAUUAUUUAGGAAAUUCUGCUUGGACAGUCCUCUUACUGUAUCAAAAGUAGUGGAUUAUAUACUGGACAGGUGGUUUUGCGCAAAUUUGACGGCCCCGGUCGGGUUCUCAUAAUGGAGAUGGUUAGGGCGCUGGCCAUACUCAAGCCCUGCACAAGCUGUUGUGGAUUUGGAUCCCAGUGAGAUCGCCGAUUUUUUCAAAAUUAGUCAUGCACCGUCCAUUCAAAUUCUUCUGACCCUUCUUCGAGUCAGGACGAUUUGACGUGACAUGCACUGCCUGUCUAGGGGAGAUAUUUGACAAAAUAGCACCGCCAGUACUGUCCGCCCUAAGCUGACGCUUGUCAGCUCAAGUGUUCUGCAAACCGAAAAGGUCGAACAUGCGAAUAUGGAUCCCGCGUUAUAAUUUUGACCCUAAUCCCAACACUAAGUUUCAUACCGCUAACCCCAACCCUCUGGAUUUUCGCGAAUGAUCAUCUGUAUUUAGAGAUCCAUAUUCCCAGUAACAAGAAAAUACGUUCGAUGACAAGCGUCCAAGCGUGUGAGAAAUGGUAACCAUGGCCUUGAUUCGAAGGCAGCCAUGAUAAAAAUUUGAAAAUCCGUAAACAUGAUCAGGGGCAAUUUUUAGCGCGUGCUGGGAGUUUACCGUAUUUGUUACACCCAGACCUACACAUUCGCCGAUGUUCUUGGCUGAAACUGACGUAAAGGACAACUUUUAUGCAUACGUUUUCGAAAUCUGGGUAGGCAAAGUGAAUUGGAGACAGGGCUUCAAGCAGUCAGUAAAUUGUUGUCUUUAAAGUUUAUCGAUAUCGAUUGAAAGCUCUAGUGAGAAGGCGUGUUCCUGGGGGAUGUUUAUUGGAUUGCUUAGGGUAGGGAUGCGCGGAAUUCGCCACUUUUUAGUACCAAGAUUGUACAUAGUUCGGACUCAAAUUAUAGCAAAGAACGCCAACUGCAGUAACAAUUCACUCUUCUCUUACUUUAAUAUCCGAUAAUUGGUCAUUUUCUAGUGCCGGUAUGUAACUGGCACUUUAAGUAUCCCGCUGCCUAGAGUCUCGAGUGAAAGAUCGCCGACUGUUGACUUCCUCUAACGUUUCGUGUUAUUGUGAGAUAUUUUUGCCUCUGGAGAAAUAAACUUGGGACGGUUUCUAAAUUCCGACGAAAUUCUUCAAUGCUCUUCACACUAUGUUUCCUAGUUGUUCGACUUCAACAUUGAAGUUAAGCCGAUUCUUGAAGUACUGGUUGGGAAGACAAUUGAACAGGCCCUCCUUGAGGUCAUGGAAGAGGAAGAAAUAGCAGACCUUCGGAAGGAGCAGGCGAUUCUGCAGGAAAUUCAUAACGCAGACCUCGCCGAAAUUGCUCGUCUAGAGGAAAGGAACAGAAGAUACAGGUAAACCUGUCACUUUCCCCCCUCCGAAACAUGAAUCGCUACUAACUCAUUAUUACUACGUACGUAGUUAUAAUUAUAAUAAUAGCGACACAAGUGAGUGUUUGCUUUUAUCCUGAAGAGAGGAACAGGCGCGACGACGAAAGCAGGCCGAGCACGCGGCCAUCUUGCGACAGGAAACAGCCGAUAAAAUCGCCGCUCGCUGCUUCGUAAAAGCCUACCUGGAACCGCUGCUUCCGACAACUUUCGAACAGCUCAUGGAACGCGGAUACUUCUAUGAUGCCGUUCAGCACGGUGAGUCAACUCUAGUACACCACUCAAUGACUUAAAAACACACUUUCCGUUUUAUUGACCACGAAAUGAUUGGGUUGCCAGUUCCAGACGAUCCCUGUCUCUCAGGUAGCCCUAAAAUGCUGAAGACAAAUGAUGUUGGGGUUCCUAGAUGACAUAAGCAGAAGACCUUUACUCAUCGCCGAAGAAUAAGACACAAUAGCGGGUCAUAUUCGUACAUCCUGUUUUAACUUCACAGUCAGACUGUUUCAGAUUUACGGAAUUUCCGGAGUUCUGACAUUGCAAUGCAUGGAUAGCAGGCACAACAAUUGUCUUCCAAAAAUUUCAGGACGUUUAGCUCAGUAUUCGCAUUAUCUAAAUCCUUUUAAAUUGUCAUUCUCAACGGAGUCAGCAUAAAACUCAGAAAGUAUAAAGCUCCGUUAUUAGAACUCAGUAUCGAAAAGGACCCUUUGUGAUUACGUUUCCUCUCAAGAUAAGGCGUGAACGCACCAACCUGUCUCAUAAUUUCGUGAAAUUUUGGCCGCACUCGAAAAGAAUUCAGCGUUCGUUUUGUGAAAGCGUUAUAGUUUCUUGCUUUGUUUUUUAUUAGGAAGGUGAAAAAAAUCUCAUGAUCGACGCAGGCUAUCAGUGAUACUUGACGCCCGAUCGGAGGCUCGUAGCUCAGGUGGUUAGAACAUUGGCUGUGUUCAAGGCUUGCCCUUGCUUUUGUGGGUCCAUUGAUUCGUAUCCCAUUGAGACUGUCGGGUUUUUCACAAUUAGGCAAAAUGAAUCAUACUAAUAACGCGUUUGUGGCUGCUUUAAUUCGUCUGGAUGCACUCAUGGGUUUUAAACCUUCUCCAACGUGUAAAAGUUUGAGCUCCAGGUUUAACUCGUUGAUUAGCCGAAUCCCUGAAUCCAUGAGGAAAAGACUCCUUUCUAAGAUAGAUUGAUUCUCUAAGAUACCGAGAGCUCAGGCUAAUACAUGCAUUGUCCCGGUGAUCGGACGUUCAUCUUCUUUGCAACAAGAGCCUGGGACUCGCAUACUUACUUCCCUUCGAGAUUAAUUCAUGUUUAUGGCAUGUCCACGUGAGUCACUUUCUCCCUUUUAUGACGCCUGCAUUCGUGCAGAGCAAACCAGUCACCCAUGCAUAGUGUUGCGCAAUCACCCAGCACAAAUCAUUUUUCAUAAGCAAAUAAGAUUUUUGCCCACUUACCUUUGAAGUUGUCUCCAUUUCCGGUUCAAUAUAAGGUGUACAGUCUGCUUGAUUUUGAAGAAUCUGCAUUACUUAUUAUUUACUCCUCAAAUCUCCGAAUUUACCUGAUAAUUUAAAUAAUGUCCUCUCCAGAAAUCGAUGAAAACUUCUAUACACCCAUGUUGGAGAACGUCCUCGACAACAACGUCCGUGAGCGCCGCGCACGAAUUUUGGUGGAUGGCCUCAUCCAAGAAGUAAGUUUAUGUUACCACUAAGAUCUUGCUAGUGCUGUUGGUGGAGCAGAACCGAAGAAAACCACGUGGGUAAAUUCAAAUGAGUUAACGUUGCCUACUUUAUUCAUUAAAGUAGCCAGACGUUUGAAACUUAAAAUAGCCCAGGCGGGAGGGCCUUCCCUCUAGCGAGCGAAAGCAAACUGCCUCGGUCAAGUUGAAUUCGAGAAUGACUUCGAAACUUAUUCCUAAUAUUCCAUCCAUCGAAUAAAAGCUAGUCUCCAUGACCAACUGAGGACCCAAUCUGGCUAGUAGUUAGACUAGAGCGCCGUAUAAGCGCGAGUUACUUCGUCCCAUCAGCCUUAUCGGCUGUCUCUUAUAUGCUAUGCCCGGAAAGAGGUAUCACUCAGCGCCCCCCGGCGAAAAUGGUAAGGUAAGAUUGCAUGCGUUCCUCGUAUUACAUGCGGUCUUGCGCUAAAUUCCUGAGGGGAUUAGGGUUGAGGGUUAGUGUUAGGGUGAGGAGAAUCAUGGCCGAUGCUGGGACACAAAAAACAGGUACCCGCCCUGGAAUUCAGCACAAGGUGACCUACAGUACGAGGAGGGUUGCUUGCGCCCAUGUUCAGCCACGAAUAUGAUGCUCAGGGUCGCAACUCCAUACCGUAAACCAUGAAGCAUAGCCUGUUAUCAGUGAAAGUGCGAAAGUAGCAUAGGACGGACGGUCAAGAAGCCAUGUCCGUGUUUUUGUAGUGUCGUUCAUUUUCGUCCAUCCAAAGAGACCACGCCUUGGUCGCAACAGUUUGUCUUAUUGUAAGGCCUGUAGUAAAUCUGAGCACGACUUAACCCUGCAUUUGAAGGUUACACGAACUGAGGUUGUAAGGGACCAUGUUGUAAUGUUUGCACAACAAACCGCACAGCAAGUGACGACAUAAUGGACAAUUUAGAAUUAAACUUACACGCCCCUUCAUACAUGCAAACACACACACACAAAUAACACAAUGUUGGGCAUCGCAUUAAUCGCCUUACGGGACACACUGCUGCGUCGGGAACGCUCAUAGGGAAUUUACAAACAAACACGAAAUUUGCACUUUUUAUCCGAUAGUCAUAUGAACCACCUGUAUUUUUCGAAAAAAUUGUGUUUCGGCGAUGGUGCCUCCUUCUUCACAAUUUCCAUUUUAUUUUCUAUUUGCGUCGUCUUAAAUUCAUUGUAGUCUUUCAAACAUAUAAAUCAGUUCGCUUCUAAGCGACCUCCGAGUUCUAUAUUUUUUAACCAUCUCAUAUAAUCUGGUGUAACUAUAAAGCUUUUUCACUUGCUUUGGCAUUUAUGAAACUGUGUAAGGUUGGCGCAUACAAUCAUAAUGUCGUAAAAGACGGCAAAAUUAAAUGGCAUUUCUUCGUUUGUUGCCAAACGCCUCUCUCUGACGAAGACGAAGGCACGAUCACUGGGACGGUAGAUUUACUGGCCUUAGCUUUUGAACUCGAACUGGAGUUCAUCAUCAGAGACUGCUAGAGUGCAGCGACGUGUGAACACUUAUAUCGUUAUUUCGUGAGGGGAGGGGGAGACUACGUCCGUGGCCAGGUCUAUUUUAUACCGCCUGGUCCACAAUGGUUCCCCUGCGAAGUGACGCCGUUUGUUCUUCGCCGCGAUGUGAUCUGCGCUACCUGGCUGAGUGGGCGGGCAAAUCGAUGUGCCUAUUGAUAGAGUCGGUGUCCGACACCCACGCCUCCAACAGUUCUGGUCCCGUCUUGUUGCCGGUUCGCACAGUAUCCGCGUGUUGGCAAAGCCGAACUCAUGGCCUUCCUCCAGCGUGUGAGUGGUGAUUCGAGACGCAACGUAUAAAUGUUCACACUUUGCUGCACUCUAGCAGUCUCUGAUGCUGAACUCCAGUUCGAAUUAGAAAACUUAGGCCAAUAAAUCUGCCGUCCCAGUGACCGCUCCUGCGUCUUCUUUUAAACAAGAACCUCUUCCCGUCUCCGCAUGCGGGGCCUCUGAAUUUUCAUUUCGUUUCGAUUCUGUCAAGGCAAACAGACGAUGCAUAACAUCCUCCCCACUCUUUUUCUAGGCCGUCACUCAACGCUAUCAGGCCUUCCGUGAACUGGGUCGAGAACUGAUGACGGAGGUGUGUGUGGAGAGGGUUAUUCCACAGUUACGGUGUGUCAUAAACUUUUGGGUCUUUGAUCGCAUGAACAAGCUCGCCUUCAGCCGUCUUACAACCGCUGCCGAUGCCAGAAAGAGCCUCUACGCGGACAUUAGUGAAAGCGUCCUUAAUGAGGCUCUGGACGAGUUUGCUGUGUACUAUGAGCAGCAGUUGAUAGCUGCUGCAGCCGCCAAGGCUGCCGAGGAGGAGGUGAGUACCUCUAAGUUCAUUUCUUGCUGCAUCAAAACUCGCUUCUUUAUGGUACGCCUUAAUUCCACUCCCUUUUCUUUCGUUUCAGGACCAGUAG